UCGUGCUCUCUCUCUCUCUCUCUCUCUCUCUCGCGGUGCCUUUCCCUUCUCUGAACCCGCAAUGGCUUACUCCGCCCCUGCCACCGUUGUCCUCUUCCUCGCCGUGCUCUCCCUCCUCUCCGCCUACGCCUCCGCGCGUCCCGGCAUCCCGUUCAACACCGUAUUCGUCAGCUACACUAUCACUACAACUGCCUCGUCCGACGACGCCCUCCCCGGCCUCCACCAAACCUCCGUGUUCGUCUCCGUGUACCGCAUCAUCGCCCCCAUCCGCAACUUCCACCCCGAUUCCCGCCCCACGAGGAUCGCCCGGCCGGCUCUCCUCCCUCGCCGCGAGGUCGUCCCCGCCGAGCCCGCCGCCCUCGGGUUCAGCUCCCUCCAUGACCGCGCUAAGGACGUCCUCGUGGUUGUCAUCGGCCUCCUUUUCGGGGUCGGGUGCGGCGCCAUCACCGCCGCCACCAUGUGCCUGGCUUGGUCCCUCGUCACCCACCGGCACGAGAUCUGCGGCUCCGAUGAGUACAGCGACGAGGAGGAGGGUGCCGACGAGAGCCCCAAGGCGGGCUACGUCAGGAUCCCGGCAGCCGACCCGGUCUCCGUCAAUUAGGGUUAGCGCUUUAUGAACCGCGGGCGAGGGAUUCGUAUAUAUAUUAGCGGACAUGUGCUUCUGUGAAUAUUUGAUGUUAGUUUGGCUCUAAUCCCGUCUGUCGAAUUGACGAUGUUGGAAUCUAUUUACAUUGGGCUUACCUCGAUGUUAUUGUUUCUUGUUCGAUUUAUGGCUUAAGAUAUUGCUUGUUCGAUUUAUGGCAUUGUGAUUUUUCUUUAA
Molecule: messenger RNA, 820 nt
Organism: Musa acuminata AAA Group (dessert banana)
Lineage: Eukaryota; Viridiplantae; Streptophyta; Magnoliopsida; Zingiberales; Musaceae
Exons: 1
Coding region: 62-601 (179 amino acids)
Source: RefSeq, a predicted model, not a curated record